Messenger RNA from Closterium sp. Yama58-4, 366 nucleotides. The record is from the annotation of a GenBank genome assembly. NCBI's taxonomy places the organism in Eukaryota, Viridiplantae, Streptophyta, Zygnematophyceae, Desmidiales, Closteriaceae.
AUGGCAGUAAGUUCUCCCACGUCCAUGCCGUCGUUGCUGAAUCCCGAUGCUCCUAACUUCGUCCCAGCUGCGUUUAGAAACACCGAGGAUUUCAGCCAAGAAUGGUGGGACAAGGUGCAAAAUUCUCCCGCGUUUAGAGACUACUGGCUUCGCGAGCGCUUCGCUACCUUGGAAGCUGAAGUAACCGAGUCAGGCAACCGCAAUGAGGAGGAGGAGUUGGUAGACGAGCAAUUGCUGGAAGAUAUGGUUGAUGAAGAGUUGAACGAAGAGCUCUACGUACUGGAUGUAGAUGAGGAUUUCGACGAGAUUCUGCAAGAUACUCCUGCCGAGCAGUUUCAAGAGUUGUUAGAUGGCAGGCAGUCGUAA